UAAUAAUCCCCAGCACUUAAUAAUAGAUGAAGCAGAACUUCUCCGGUGUGGAAGGUGACAGAGAGCUGAGCCGUGUCAUCCUGUCCAAACGAAAGGUUAUCUCUUGGCAAGGAGAUGGUAAAGGUCAGGUUGCUGACUGUCUCCCUUCUGCUAGAAAGAUAACUCAGGUCAGUGGGCAGGGCCGAGAGCCAGUGUGUAUAAAUGGGGGACAGAGGUGGUGCAAGGAGAGCCACCUCGGUUGCAGGCAUCUCAGCUGAGCAUGGCAACCCUCCGGCUGCUGCUGCUGGCUUGCUGGGCUCUCACUGGGGCUCUGCAGCUGCAGGCUGAUGCGAGGCCAGCGCCCUAUGGGGUGAAGUUGUGCGGCCGAGAAUUCAUCCGUGCGGUCAUCUUCACCUGCGGGGGCUCACGAUGGCGCCGGGCGGACACCUUGGCCCACAACACUCUUGGGGACUUCUUCCCUGAUGCAGAAGCCAAUACCAACAACCUGGAGAGCGAACUGGACGAAGCUGUGGGCUCCAGCGAGUGGCUGGCCCUGACCAAAUCCCCCCAGGCCUUCUAUAGCGGUCGGCCCAGCUGGCAAGUGUUGUCUGGAGUGGUUCGGGGCAGCAGAGAUGUCCUGUCUGGCCUUUCCAGCAGCUGCUGCGAGUGGGGCUGUAGCAAGAGCCAAAUUAGUAGCUUGUGCUAGGACCCCGGUUGGGCGAUAAGGAAGCAGUCGUGCCUCCAACCUGCUGUCUGCUGUGCGAGGAUCACAAGCAUUCCUCCAGGCAAGGCAUGGGAGCCUCUGUGGUCUCUUCACAGACCCUCUGCCGAAACUUUUCCCAUCUUGUUCCGAGCCACACCCCUACCCAGCCAAACAGAAACUUGAUCUUCAUGGCUGAGUUGUUUCCCUGCCCAAUCCCAGUCCCCCCGAGCCCGGCUGCAGCCAGGUGGCUACCUACCCAAACUGGCCACACUGAACAACCUGUCUGGUCCUAAUUGCCACCUCUGUUUCCCCGGCCAGUGCAACCUGCCCCUUAUUUCUUCAGUCCCCACUCCAAAGAACUCUGCUGCUGACACCAGGGCUGGGGACACGGGGUCCCCAGUACUCAGACUUUCCAACCACAAAAUAAAGGUGCAAU
Messenger RNA from Cricetulus griseus (Chinese hamster), 1118 nucleotides. The record is from RefSeq and is a predicted model, not a curated record. Lineage: Eukaryota; Metazoa; Chordata; Mammalia; Rodentia; Cricetidae.